CGUUCGAAUCCAAUGCUGGAUGGAUUUACUGGACGUGGAAAGCAGAGAAUGCAGAUGAGUGGAGCUAUUCUGCUGGAUUGAGCUUUGUCACGGCCGCUCAAGGCUAUGGGACAUCGCCAGACCUUGCAGAAAGAAUAUAUGGACUCUUGGCUUCUCUCUUCUUGUUUGUUGCGUUUACGAGUGAUAGUGUAAUUAUCUAUCUCUUACCGUUGCGACGACCAGACUCUCCUCCAUAG
Messenger RNA from Acaulospora colombiana, 236 nucleotides. Lineage: Eukaryota; Fungi; Glomeromycota; Glomeromycetes; Diversisporales; Acaulosporaceae. The record is from the annotation of a GenBank genome assembly.